This is a messenger RNA of Cavenderia fasciculata, 2610 nucleotides long. It is a transcript of the gene kif6, whose product is annotated as SAM domain-containing protein. Gene Ontology annotation, biological process: microtubule-based movement. Bases 1 to 2610 code for a protein of 869 amino acids. The record is from RefSeq and is a predicted model, not a curated record. NCBI's taxonomy places the organism in Eukaryota, Evosea, Eumycetozoa, Acytosteliales, Cavenderiaceae. Gene Ontology annotation, molecular function: microtubule binding; microtubule motor activity; ATP binding. The transcript is spliced from 3 exons.
AUGUCAGCAGAUAGUGAUCAACUACACGAGUGGUUGAAAUUAGCAGGAUUAGAAUCAUUCUAUCCCAACUUUGUAAAGAGAAAGGUAACAUGUGAAAGUUUCCUAUUGUUUACCAUGCAAGACUAUGGUCUAGUUGGAAUCAACACUCUUCAAGAUAGAAAGAAGUUGUUUCAUUUGAUUCAACAGCUUAAAAAGCAGUCUUCAACUCCUACAUCUGCAUCUACUCCACCAACUCCUUCUUCCUCCUCAUCGUUUAGUGGAGGUUUGUCCAUGUUGACACAAUCUACACCAAACAUUUCAAGAACUGCAUCUGUCUUUGCAACUCCCUCUUCUUCAUCAUCGGUCGAUCCAAUUCAACAAGCUCAAUUACUACUCAAACAAAGAGAAUUGGAAAAACAAAAGGGAGACUUGUACAACAGUGGUAUUGGAGGAGGGAGCAGCAGUGGCAGUACAUCGUUUAAUCAAAACAUUGAUAGCAUUGCAAAGUCGUUUAACCUCGAUUUCAACUUGGAGAAUGGAUUCGAUGCCAAUCCAUCUACACCACCUGCAAAGAGACCACAACCACCUCAACAACAACACCACCAUUCAUUACCUCAAUUACCAUCCUUGUCACGUCCAUUGACUCCACCUAUUAACAACUCUGCUACCACUGCAGCAACCGGUAAUUUUGAAUUUGAAGAUGAAUCAGAUGAAGAUUAUCUCGGUGAGUUGGAAGAUGGUGACAUUUUAGAAGUGUCUGAAGGAGAAGAAGAACGUAGUGGUUCUCAACUACAAGAUGGAGACAUGUACAUUGAAGAAGAGGAAUAUGAUGAAUCAGAAUAUGUACCAUCCUCACUUAGUAUGACAUCCAAUCAACCACUUUUCCAAUCCAUUAUGAAUAACAAUAAUAAUAAUAAUAAUCAAUUUGGAAUGAAUUCUAGACCAACAUCAACUAACUUUAACAAUUUCAAUUAUGAUAAUUCUCAACCAAUAUUACAACAACAACAACAACAACAAGCUCCAGUCCAACAACAUGUUCCAAUUCCAGUUGCAGUUCCACUUCCAGUUGAACCACCAGUAUCAGACUUUUUCAUUGACAUGAAUGAAUAUGGGCAACGUAUUAGAGUGUGUGUUAGAAAGAGACCAUUAAACAAAAAGGAAACAGCUAAAAACGAAAAGGAUAUCCUAGAAUCUGGUGGCAAAAAAGAAUUAUAUGUUCACGAACCAAAGAUUAAACUUGAUCUUACAAAAUAUACAGAAAAACAUAAAUUUGUAUUUGAUGAAGUAUUUGAUGAAAAUUCAAAUAAUUAUCAAGUUUAUUUACAUACAGCAUAUCCAUUGGUUGAUUCUAUUUUUCACAAAGGAAAGGCGACAUGUUUUGCCUAUGGUCAAACUGGGUCUGGAAAGACAUUCACAAUGAUUGGUAAUGGCGAUGGUUUGUAUGCGUUGGCAGCACGUGAUAUUUUCCAUCGUCUUGAAACCUAUUUCAAGGACCAGUUAGAGGUUCAUGUCAGCUUUUUUGAAAUCUAUGGUGGAAAGUUGUUUGAUCUCUUGCACGACCGUAACAAGUUGGCGUGCCGUGAGAACGAAAAGCAAAAUGUUGUGGUGGUCGGUCUUGGCGAGAGACUUGUCCAAAACCCCGAAGAGCUCAUGUCGGCUAUUGACGAUGGCAGCAAGUGUCGAAGCACAGGGUCGACUGGUGUAAACAGUGAUUCAUCUCGUUCUCAUGCCAUUCUCCAGAUCAGUCUCAAGAACAUCAAGACUCAAAAGCUUCAUGGCAAGUUCUCGUUUAUCGAUUUGGCUGGUAGUGAACGUGGGUCUGAUACCUAUGACAAUGACAAGCAGACGAGAAAGGAGGGUGCCGAUAUCAACAAGAUUGCCAGUUACAAUAUUCCAGCUCCACUUCCACCUCCCGACCAUUUGAAACUUGCAGCUGACAAGCUAUCAUCAUCGUCAGGUAAUACUACUACCACCACAACAAACAACACAAAUACUAAUACUACUACGCCAACAACCACAACCACGUCGACAACAACCAAUUCAACUGUAUCGGCUCAACCCACCUCGAACAACAUUUCAAACAACCAAACCCAACAAACGUUGCAACACCAACAACAACAACUCAUCCAACAACAACAACAGGCACAACAACAACUCCUUCAACAGCAACAACAACAAUUGCAACAAUUACAGCAACAACAACAAGCUCAAUUACAACAACAGCAACAAGCCCAAUUACAGCAACAACAACAACAGCAACAGCUAUUACAACAGCAGCAACAACAACAACAACAACAACAAUCCAGUCGAAUCAAUCCAAAGAUUGAUUAUGUCAGUUUCCACAGAAACCAUUUGGAUCAAUUCGCAGAGCUGUUGAAAAAGGAGUUGACAGCCAUUGCCUACUACGAAGCAGGAAAUAUUUCACUCGAGAGUUAUUUAACUAGCAUUGACCAAUUUUUAGAUAUCAAGCAACAAUUAAUCAACAAUUUAAAGAGUGUAGUUCAACCACAACAACAACAACAAACUCAGCAACAACAACAACCAACGCCAUCACAAAUCCCAAGUAGCAGUAACAAUAAUAGAGAAAGAGCCAAGAGUUUAAUCCAACCUCCAAGAAAUUUUCCAAAAUAA